UUAUGUGCCAUCCCAGGCUAGUGCCACCAAUGUCUGCUAUCAAAGUGCGGGCCGAGGCCGAGGUUUCUGUACGGCGUGUUGGUGGUGAUGUUUCGAAUAAAAAACAUUUGCUGGGGCAGUUCCGAAUUCAGUUUGGGAUAUUCAGGGGUGAAACCUUCCAGUGGCUUGCCUCAAAUGCAUUGGGCUAUGCUGCGUACCUUGCUGCUGAUUCAGAAAAAAGAGCCCACUUCAUCUUCAGCAAAUUAUUUAAACAAGAUGGCACUCAGGAACUAUUUAAAACUGUUCCCAGAGGGAGUUGAGGCAGUACAGAAAAAGAAAACAGGAAAAAGCCAACUGUCAAAGUACAAGCAACUACAGAGGUUCUGUCCAGCACAUAUGACCAAGAACUGUUGGCUGCAGCAGAACGAAUGGAAAAAGAGGCAAUGUGGUUUGGGAAAUAGUGCAUCCCAGAUCCACAAAAAGCUUCAAGAACAACAUAGCACAGAGUGGUACCAGAAGACCAUACAGUACCUGUCAGCAUGCAAGACUGUAGCAGGAGCUGCAUCAUCAGGGCUGGUUGAGGCACCACAUUUUAUCGAGCCACCAGUCAUGGCAAGUGUACCUGAAUACAGAUGGCUGAUGCAGGUCUACAUUCAGGAUGUCCUGCAGAGACUUCAAGAGGUGAAGGCGAACAUAACAUCAGUGUUUGGUCGUAUUCUCAAAGUUGAUUCAACAAAAAAGAUCACUAAAAAAUUAUCAGGACCAACAACGGGCACAGCAGAAUGGGCGACCAAUGUGGGUAAUGAGUACGGCCAAGUACUGAUGUCAGUUUUGACUGCUGGUGAAGGUCGAUUUGGGCUCAUGAGGAUGGCAAAGGGUCUGAUGAAGAGGUUUAGUGAUGCAGGACAUCCACCACCAGAGGUCAUCUAUGUUGACCGUGACUGCUGUGGUACGGCAAGCGGAUUGUUCAUGCGGAGGCUAAGCAGCUGUAUCUUUGCCUGGGACAAAGAUGAUCUUCAAGCGCAGUCGGUAGAGCACGAGACUCUUAAUCUCGGGGUCGUGGGUUCGGGCCCCACAUUGGGCGUUACAUUUUUCGAAGUUAUAAAAGGAAAUGUUCGUCAGUUUUACGAAAAUGUGGAGCCGGUCGCAAUAGUGCGUUGUUCACUUGAAACUUAUUUUUAACUAUACUAUACAGAUCGAUUAAAAUGAAGACGAAAACAAACUUGAGAACAAAAGUGUGUUCCGGUGCCGGGAAUCGAACCUGGGCCGCCUGGGUGAAAACCAGGAAUCCUAACCACUAGACUACACCGGAGACAACACGUCAUUCCUAUCGGGAAAUUGUGUAUAAUGAGGAUAAACGGAGCGGGAUGAGCUAUUUGAUGUGGAAAACGAUGUAUAUGUACGCAGCUGAUAAUAUUAUAGAUACAUGUCAUUUGUUUAUUUCUUUGUACAUAAACAGCAUGGAAAUCAAACAAAAAGUCGUUGCUAAAAGUGUCCGGUUGUUUUUCUCAAUAGAUUCCGUUGACAUGAAAAAGAAUAUGGGCUGGCUGAAAGAUUGAUCUAUGUUUAUAGAUAAUUGUCACAGUAUUUUGUUCAUUUAGUACCAGAG
Messenger RNA from Ruditapes philippinarum (Manila clam), 1588 nucleotides. RefSeq lists its product as uncharacterized. The coding region runs from base 88 to 1161 and encodes 357 amino acids. The transcript is spliced from 4 exons. The record is from RefSeq and is a predicted model, not a curated record. Lineage: Eukaryota; Metazoa; Mollusca; Bivalvia; Venerida; Veneridae.